Messenger RNA from Camponotus floridanus (Florida carpenter ant), 7269 nucleotides. Its product is annotated as zinc finger protein 91. Gene Ontology annotation, cellular component: nucleus. Lineage: Eukaryota; Metazoa; Arthropoda; Insecta; Hymenoptera; Formicidae. Gene Ontology annotation, biological process: regulation of transcription by RNA polymerase II. The record is from RefSeq and is a predicted model, not a curated record. The transcript has 9 exons. The coding region runs from base 1575 to 6254 and encodes 1559 amino acids. Gene Ontology annotation, molecular function: DNA-binding transcription factor activity, RNA polymerase II-specific; RNA polymerase II transcription regulatory region sequence-specific DNA binding.
AUUUCUCCUCGAUAUAAUUGCCAUUUUAAUUUUUCCAAAUAUAUGUCGCGAGAAUAUUUAAAGGAGAACAAAGGACAAAGCUUCCACGACGCUUCUCUGGACUUUAAUAUCGGGCGAAUUCUCGAGCAAGCGAGUUAACGAGAUGACGUGUUUCCUCCGCGAGUACGUCGCGAGCAAGAACGCGUACGUCAGUGGCGCGGGAUUAAUCAUGGCGUCACAUGUGGCGCGACGUGGGAUUUCUCGCGGCCGUGAAAGCCACUUUAGCUGCUAAAUUCGAUCUGCUCGCGAAUCGCGAGCCAAUAAUGGCUCUCUUCAAAUGAUCAGUCAUUAAUUCCGUCCCUCUGGCGAUCAGCUGACUGCUUUCUCGCGGCGUCUCCGUCCGAGUCCGUGGUUUUUACUUCCUGUCGGAUGGAAAGAGCGUCUCGGAAAAAAAAAGUCUCGCGAGAGAAAUUAUUUAAUCGAAUGGCGUCAAUCAUAAUAAUAAUAAAUCGGGGACGAUUCGGCAUCGAUGUCAAAGACGUGGCCAUGUUUAUCGUUCAUUCGCGCGGCGAUAAAUGGCUAGCAAAGUGUGGGCGCGUGAAAAAUUAUCUCGUCCAGCCAUACAGAAGCGUGAAUUCCUCCGCGCUUGGAGCGAGAGGAACGCACAUUUUUCCGCGUGUACUUUGAACGGAGCACGGUAAGCGGGCUUUAUUCGAGAGAUAAAGGGAUUUCUCGAUGUAACCCGGAGAAUCGCAGAGAUCGCGGGGGGGGGGAAGAGGGAAGGAGAGGCCCCGAGUUUAGGCUCCGAACGUUCACCGCGCAUGAUAUAAAGUUGCGUGAUUUGGCACUUGGCGAUAUUAUUGCGAUAUCGCGCACCACGCGAUAGGGGCCAGGGAUCUCCUCGUUUACCGAGCGCCGAGUAACGAUCGAGCGCUCUUGAGACACGGCUCAUAGAUCCGAAACGCGAGGUGGAAGAAAGACAAAGACAAAGAGAGAGAGAGAGAGAGAAGGGGGUAGGAGAAUCAUUCCCUCGAGGCUUCAGACGAAUCUUCGUCGAUAGGGAAAGAAAAAAGAGAAAGAGCGACUCCGGGGCAGCUCGCCAUCGAAGUGCGUCUAGAUCUCUUCCUCCUCGUGCCUCUCGGCACAGAUGGAUGUCCGCGCUCGCGCGCGCGCACGUACGCAUUAGCGCACGCACGCAUAUCCGCUCGGGCCGUAAUGUAAACCGGAAUUUGUUGCAGCCACACGUCGGCCGAUGAGUCUCGGAGGACGAUGGAAAGAAGAGCGAGCCAGUAGCCGGACGAUCGACGGGAACGGGAACGGGAGCGCUGACGCUGACGGAUCGCGAUAAGGCAAGGCUCUUUAAUCGCUCCGCGCUAAAGCGAGCGUCGCGAGGCGGGUGGACGUUGGAGGAGGCGACGAGAGCGCCGUGCCACAUUCGUCCCGCGAUCGUGUCGCCGGAAGGCGAGGAGGUGAUCGUCGUCGCCGGAAGCCGGAGCCGCAGCCGGAGUCGGAGACCGCCGAAUCCGAGGAUGACGACGAUCGACGAACGCGCGAGCGCCUAGAUACUGGUGAAUAAUAAUCGUUCCUCGCGCGCCAUGUUGCCCGCGGCGGGCAACAAGGGCGAGAGAAGAAAUCUGCGCGGAAGCGCGCGACUCUCGUCCAAGAUGUCGGGAAGGCCGCCCCGGUUGCGGGCACUGCGACCGCGGUCGCGGCAGCAACGGACGAGGACGGACGCGACGCGCAGAUCGGAAGGUAACCUUAAAGGGGCAGCGAGUCGCGAGGAGGAGCUUGACGCGAAGAGAUGCGACGAGGAGGAGGAGAAGAAGACCGAAGAUGCGGGGAAGACGACCGAUAUGGAGGGCAAUGCGAUGGCGAACGAAAUGGACGUCGACGACGACAACGAUGACGACGAUGAGGAGGAAGAGGUGACCAUGACCGCCAUCACCGACGAGGCGAACCAAGAGGCGACCCCGGAUGAUGUCGUUGACGUUGACAUCGAGAUGAGAUCCGAGGAAGAGACGACCGAGCAGGCUUCCUACGAGUGCAAGAGCUGCAAACCCCCGAAAAUGCUGUCCGAUAUCAAGGCCUACUUCGAGCAUCUCCGAAAGGAGCACAAGUACAAGUGGAAUCUAGAAAGACACAUGCGGAAUCAUGGAGGUGGAGGUGCUUUCAAAUGUCGCGCUUGUAAUUUUACCGCUGAUAUCCGUCAGAGCUUAACGGUGCAUGAGUCGUAUCAUCACAACCCACCUGUGGGUCAUAUCAACCGCAAAAGUAAUAAUGCUUUUGAACGUAAGCCACGAAAUAGUCCGAAACGUUAUAAUCAGGUUGGAGCCAGUGAUUUUCGAGCAUCGUUCAAUAAAACUGGAAGUACAACCACAUCGGCCAACUCUACCGAUUCGUUUGUAUCGGAUCAUUCGUUAAUUUCGUUAGACGAUAAGAGAAGCGCUCUAGCCAGUGCCGAAUGCAUUGCAUUGAAAUGCGAAGAAAAGGGCUGUCAAUUUAUAACAGCUUGGGAUUCCGAGAUGCAGCGUCAUUUAGCGGAAUGUCACGCGCCACCCAAGCCAAGGAAACCACUGCCACGAUUAAUUCCAUUAAGUUUAGCUAAUUCUAAGCCCAAUAAUAGCCCGAUUGGCAAUAGUAGUAGUGGACCACCCACCACUCUGCUAAAAGUUCCACGAGUCAGAGUGAGGCCCGAGCUAGCGCAAAUUGCGAGGGAUACAGAGCUGGCCAAAAUGUAUGGAAAUAAAGAGGCUGCGAAUUCGAAGAGGGACCUUAAUACUGCGGCCGGUAUAUUUGAGAGAAAAAACGCUUCCUUCUUCGAUAAACUUAAGGAAAAACUAACGACGACGGCGACGUCGAUUAAUAAUAACAGCGUGCCAGAGGUAGCUGUAAGUAGCGACAACAAUUUGAAAUGCUGGUGUACGUUUAAAGCUAGUAGCAUGGAGGAGCUAGCUUGCCACAGACAAACACAUCACACUGCGCUCAGUGUAUCCGUGGGUACGACACGUUGUCCUAAGUGUAGAAGACGUUGCAAGAGUACAACUGAUCUUCAAGUGCACAUGCAAUGCUGCCAUUCGCGCAACGACACAUCAUCGUUCAUCGAUAGUAGUUUAGAGAAAGUAACCAAUUGUUCGGACGUCCGCAUGACCUCGUCUUAUCGUGGUGAAUACACUUUUCCAUCGCAAAUGGAUUGGGACGCGAAUCUCAGAGGACUAAAUUCUUCUGGAUCUUCGGUUGAAGGUGGUCCGACACAUCCGAGCGGGCGGCGAGUAUUCAAAUGUCCCCAUUGUCCGUUUUGGGCUUCCACCGCAAGUCGCUUUCACGUUCAUAUAGUCGGUCAUUUAAACCGGAAGCCGUUCGAGUGUUCUAUGUGCGCGUAUCGUUCUAACUGGCGAUGGGACAUCACAAAACAUAUUAAACUUAAAGCAGCUAAAGACGCAGUGCAUACGACCGCCAGAGUGCUCAUGACGGAUGAGACAGGUCGACGGAAUUAUUCCAAGUAUAACAAAUAUCUCGCACAGGUAGAACAACAACCGUGGGAUGAGGAUCAUAUGGAGGAACGUAGCAUAGAGGAAACAAACUCUGAGGAGCUUGCCUCGACAAAAUUAUUAAUUGUAGACAACAAAGAGUACGUUCCGACGAUUGAUCUCGCGUCGCAAUCUCCCGUCACGAUCUUGCCGUCGAGCGAGGCGAAUCAGAACGGUCAUAACGUGGACGUGAGUUUGCGACCUCCACCAGCACUUAAAGCUGCAGUGAAGAGUCGUGGACAGUCUCUGCUGAAGAACAAUCCAAUCACGAUACAUACCACUAGUGGUGGCGGUGCGCUCUCUAUAUCAACAGCGACAGAGGAAAACAAACGUAUUCAGUGGAAGUGUAAACGUUGCAAUUUUCGAGAUUUUAAUAAAGACACUGUCUUGUUGCACGUUAAGUCUCAUUACGAUUCUACUGAUCAAGAGCCCACCGAAGAAAGGGAUCCAUUUGAUUGUGGGGUUUGUCCCUUUUCAGCAUCAGACGCUGCGACUCUAUCUCUUCAUAAGAUGCACCAUCGACCAAACUUGGAAGCUAUAUUCAAAUGCUAUCUUUGUCCAUACUACGUUAGUACAAAGGCAGAACUGUUGGAACACGCUAGACUUCACGGGGAAGAGUUGGCAUCUAUUCAUCAGCAAAACAUGAUGAUGGAUUCACCAAAUUCGAAGAAUAAAUUACAACAAGUGUCAAUUUCCGACGUCGGCAUAUCUCGAACAAAGAACGAAACAUCUGUAGAACAAGUGAUUCAGAUAACGUCGCGUAAUAAUGUAACGACGGUUUCAAAGUCUGCGUCGGGAGUAGUUCCACCGCCGCCACCACCACCGUCGCUUCUCCUAGAUACCCGCGCUCUUCCAGAUGCUCCGCUCGUUUGGGUAUCGCGACCAGAUGGCACGUUAACAAAGAUGCUCAAGUGUCGUCAUUGUCCCUAUGUCUCAUCGCGUCGUGCAGAAGUGCGCGACCACGAGACGAUGCACGUAGAUACACCGGCUCACGGUCCUUUGAUUGCUUGUACGGAUUGUAGCUUCACCUGCGCGCGCCGGGAAAUUAUGAUCGCGCAUACGGAGAUGCACGCAGGAUCCUUGGGUACUGUUCACUGUCUAGUGGAUGAGACACGGCCCGACUCUCAACAGGCGAAUGAUCUAGCCACUCUACUCGGCUUGACGCAUACCCCAGUAUUGGGCACUGAACCUGACUUGCACGACUCUCGUUUGGUGCAUUGUUGCGGCAAAUGUCCGGCACGAUUCCUAUGUGAGAAGGAAUUGCGCAUUCACCUGCGCUAUCAUACCACAGAACUAGCGCAUUCGUGCCAAUGGUGCUCAUACGCGGCGCGUCAGUCAACGCAUCUGUUGGCUCAUCAAAAGGCGCAUUCGAGCGAGUAUCAAGAACGCACCAAGUAUUUGUUAUCUCUGUACGGGCAUUCGCAACGUUAUCCGCCACCUGCGACAGCGUGCGUAGAGGCAGCGGCGAAUCAGGAGAGUAACAAUAGUUCUGCGCCCAACGUUGCAUGGAUCGUCGUCGAGAUCAAUGAAAAUGUAAACAGCAGCGCCGUGUCGACCGUUCAAAGGACUGGAGGAAAUCAAGUAUUUACGUGCGCUAAGUGCCCAGCGCGCUAUUUCAGGCUAGAUGCCUUAGAGUACCACAUGACUCUACAUGGUUCGAACAAUCGAUUCAAAUGCAACGAUUGCGACUAUUCGUCAAAAACAACACAGAACCUCGUAAAGCAUCAGGUGGUACAUCGACGACACAACGAAAUCGACGACGAAACGACAGCAACGACACCGUCGACUACCCUUAUAGCUACCUCUUCCGUUUCCGCCUUAUCUGUGCAACCGCCACCGGAUCCGCAAUUCGGUAUCUUCAUGCGCGGUAAUCCCAACUUUGUCUACCAAGGUUAUCUGCGGAACGGCCGUUUGAAGGAAAAACGCUACAAAUGCCACAAGUGUCCGUCCGCUUUCGAGAAACGCGAGCAGUACAGGGUCCAUCUAACGCUACACGGCGCCAAGCAGCGAUAUCGCUGUGACACAUGUGACUAUUCGGUCAAAUACUACGCAAAUUUUAUACAACAUUUAAAAAAGCAUCAGGCAAAUGCGGAAGCGCAAGCAUCGCGCAGACAGUUUGAGGAUGAUCGGAUCUCCGUGGACAGCGACAGUAUCGCCGACGUAACUGUCGCGUCUUCAUCGCGCAAAUCCUCGCGAUCGUCUGUCGUUGUUGUAUCUUCCGGUAACAAUAUCACAAAUACGUUGCAACCUUCUAAUCAGGAUAAGCAGAGUCUGCUACUGAUGCAGAAGAAGGGUAUCAUCUCCGCAACGGGUGAGGCCGAUGCGGAAACGAUCCGUUGCCUCAGUUGCCCAUUCUCCACCACCGAUAAGGACGUGAUGGACGCGCACAAGCGUCGCCACGGCAUUGAGCGUAUGACUCCGUCAUGUCCGCAUUGCGAUUAUAUUCCGCGAAAGGAUGAAAAUAUUGGCGAACACAUCAGAUUGCACUUUACGAGAUUGUAUAAACCCGAAUCAUAUCUCAUUGUCGAGCUGUUGACGCUGAUGAUGGAAAAGAUACCAAAGGUAAACGGCAAAGAAGAGGAGAAGGGAAGACAACGGAUGAAAGAGCUCUUGUUCAAGGAAUGCGCCGAUGGCAGAUUUUUGCCGCUUACCGAACCGCACUCUCUAUCUCUAGGUACUUCAACUGUAAACAAGAGGGUUAUUGUGGAUCCAAACACGGGUGAAACUAAGAAUAAUCUUGCUACAUAAAUCGAACAUUUUUAUUCUAUGAUUAUGGUCGCGCGGACAUUUCUGUGUCCAUGGCAUAUUUUCACGCAUUUUUCUAUGUAAGAGACUGAUACGAAAUAGAUGAUAUAGACUUGGCGAACAAUUAUAAGUUAGUGCGCAUUGUAAAAAUUAACGAUUUUGUUUUUUUAAAUAAUUGAUCAUUUAAAACAGAAUUUAUCAAUCCAUUAAAUUUCUGAACAUAUAUACAGGGUGUCCCACCUAGAAGUGGCCAUCCCCUUUUAUCUUUUAAACUAAAAGAGAUAGAUCAUAACAAAUAUAUAUGAAAUUAAAUGGCUUUAACUGAACUUUAUUGUGAGUAUAGUGGUUGAUUACAAAAUUUAUCUAUAUUAAAGAACGGAGAGAUAUGUAUAAUUUUUUUAUAAUAAUGUAGAUAUUUUGAUAUAAUAAAAGUUGUAGUAGUUUGAAACGAAUAUAACGAUGUAUGAUAUUUAAUGUAAAUAUUUUACAUAUUAUACGAGAUUUUCCGGCUUGAAAUAUCGCGGGCGACGUCCAUCAUUCAACUUUUAUUAUAUCAAAAUACAUUAUUAUAAAAAAUUAUACAUAUCUCUCCGUUCUUUAAUACAGAUAAAUUUUGUAAUCAACCACUAUACUCACAAUAAAGUUCAGUUAAAGCCAUUUAAUUUCAUUAUAUUUGUUAUGGUCUAUCUCUUUUAGUUUAAAAGAUAAAAGGAGGUGGCCACUUCUACGUGGGACACCCUGUAUAUAGAUUUGUUACAUGUAAUAAAAUAGUAUUGAUCUUUUCAGUCAUAUUUUAUAGGUACCGCGCGCUUUAUAUUACAUUUUUGCAUUCAUUAUUGAUACAUUAUUUAGUAACUUUGAACGAUAAUGAAUAUGUGAAUAUAUAUUCUACAUGCAAACUUAAUAAUGUAUACUAUAUUUUGUUAAUCUAUGAUCAUCAUUAUUGUAAAUAUUUAUUUGAAACCGUCGAUCUUGUACAAUACAAAAUGUGUACGAUAAUAAAUGCUCACACAGUGUA